AUGAUAUCAUCAACAACAUCAAAAGAGAAUGAUGAUAAUAACGUUGUUGUUUUAUCAGAAGAUCUUGAUGAUCAAGCUGCACAAACCAUAAUGUUUUAUGACACUGGAAUGAUUGUCGGUCAAGGUGCACACAGUAUCAUUACCAAAGCAAUAACAACAACAACAACAUAUCAUCAUCAACAAGAAGAGCCAACAACAACAACAACAUAUGUCAUUAAAUCACAGAAUAAUCAGUCAACUAGUUUGAUGAUGAACAGUAGCAAUAGAUUAAUCUAUAACAAUGAAAAGUCAAUCUAUGAAUAUAUUUAUUCAAACAACAACAAUGCUAUUGUAAAUGAACAUUUACUAAAGUAUUAUGGAGUUGUAAAGAAUCGGUUUGGUCAAGAAUCAAUGGUAUUGGAGGGUAUGAAAGGUUCUCUGUAUGAUAUUAUGUUAUCUAAACAACUACAAUCUAAACAAAGAGGAUUGAAUAAAAGCAACAAUAACAACAAUAAUAAUAAUACACCGUCAUCAUCAUUGUACACUGCAAAAGAAAUAUUGACAAUACUUAAAACAGUGUCAAAGACAAUGAUAUAUCUACAUGGUAUCAAUAUCAUUCACUGUGAUAUUAAACCAAGCAAUAUAUUUAUAUCAUCAAGUGGACAAGUUAAAAUUGGUGAUUUUGGAAUAUCCUAUUGUAAUAUUCCAAUAAAGUAUUAUGGUAAAACAGGUAGUGGUGGCCAACACAAUACAACACCUCCACCUUCACCCAACUUUUUAAAAGAUUUAGAUUUACCUCUUAGAGGUACACCUGGUUAUUGUGCACCUGAGAUUAAAAAGGAAUCUAACUUUUUUAAUGAAAAGGUAGAUGUUUAUAGUUUUGGUGUAAUGAUGUUUACUUUGAUUUCAAAUCAACCAAUUGUAGAUAGUAAUUAUGACAUUCAAAAAUCAAUUCCAAAACAUUGGGAAAAACAAUAUAAAGAUUUAUUAUCUAAAUGUAUAUCAAAUCAACCAGAGAAAAGACCAUCAUUUAAAAUAAUUUUAAAUUCAUUAAAACAAAUGAUUAAAUCAAAUCGGGUAGUGGACGCAUUACAAGAGACGAUGGAAUCUGCUUUAAAAUGUCCUAUACAAAUGAUGAUCAAGAAAAAUUCACUUCGAGUAUUGGAGCAAUUGGAUGAAUACCACUCGGGUAACCUCUUUUACGAUUGGAAUGGAAACAUUCAAGCUAUAGACAAGGCAUUUGAAAAGAGUAGGAUUGUUCUUUUAAAUGGGAUUGCGGGUACCGGUAAAACCACACAUGCCUACAAUUACUGUACACAAUCUGAAAAGCUAAACAAAUUCAUUCCCAUUUGGAUUAAUGCCGAGAUUAUAGAUGGCAUUCAAUCGGUGUUUGGUAAACUUGCCAAUAGACUACAUUUUCAUCAAGACAACAAUAAUCCAAUCAUGCUUGCUCGAAAGAUUUAUACAACUAUGUACAACAACUAUUAUCGGUCAUCUUCAUCCUCAUCCUCUUCAUCUUUGACCAACUUUUUAUUUAUUUUUGAUAAUGUAUUAUACGACCAAACUAUUAUUGACACUUAUUUCAACCUUCAAACUAUCCCUACCAACAUUUAUUUCCUAAUUACUUCUCGAUUUGAUAUUUCACCUUUAUUUCAACAAAAUAAUAAUAAUCAAAAUCAAUCAUUGGUAAUGAUUAGAAAUGAAUUAUUGACUGAUGAACAAUCAAUUAAAUUCAUCCGAUAUACAUUGGAACAAUACGAAAAACAGAUUGGAAUAGAUAUAACAAUACAAGGUGAUGAACCUGUUGAAAUUCACAAUUUCGAUAUUCGAACACCACUUUCACUCUCAUUGUUACUAUCACAAUACAAAAACAAACUAUUGACCUUGUACAAUCAACCCUCUUCCUCUCCAAUAUCUCCAUCAUCCACUUCCACUUCUUAUCUUCAUAUAUUUGGUGUUUCAAGUGCACUAUUACCAGGUUUGGGACAAAGUACUCCAGAUACUUCAUCAUCAUCUUUUACAUCAAACAGUUCAUCUAGUUUUACAAGUAGUACUAGUAUUGAAAGUUUUGAUACAACACCAUACUCGACACCAAAACAACAAAGACGAGGAGGACAAAAAAAAGUAGAGGCAGAAACAUCCCCAUUAUUCACUUGGACAUCACUUACUCCUCCAACAUUUAGUCAAUUUCUACAAAAACUAUCUGCCAACAAGAAAAAGGAUAUUGGAUUGGAAAAAACAUUACAACGAGUAAUUUAUCGAAAGAUUCAAAAGAAAUAUCCAAAUGCUUUUAAAUUACUAUUGGCUAUAUCAUUCCUCUAUGGAGAAUAUAUAGAUGUUCAAUUAUUAUCGACAUUUAAUUAUUUGGAUCAAGACACAUUACAACAAGAUAUCCAACAUUUGGCAAUACUCUCUGUUGUUACAAUUGUCAAUAAUGAAGUUGAUGAUGAUGAUAUGGAUCAACAAGAAGAACUAUUUGGAAUGACUGGAAUUAGAAUACAUCCAACUAUUCAAGAGAUGGUUAGGAAAAAACAAUUGGCACAAAUGAUCAACCCAAAAAAAAUUAGUGGUAAAGAGUGUCUAGAAAUGAUUGAAAGUAUUGCAUAUCAUUUAAACAAUCAAUCACCAAUCCACCACCAACAACUAAAUGUUCAACAAGUAGUCAUAUCUGAUCAUUUCAACAGUCUAUUUCCACGUUCCAUUUAUAAAUUUAUAUUACCUUGUAUUAUUUAUUUUUUAAAUUAUACAAAUAAUGAUCCAACCAUUAAACAACAAACCGAAGAUACUAAUAAUAAUAAUAAUAAUAAUAAUAAUAAUAAUAAUAAUAAUAAUAAUAAUAAUAAUAAUAAUAAUAAUAAUAGUAUAAAAUUUAAUCAAAAUAUAUUGGCAAGUUUAUUUACAAAAACUGGAUAUUAUUAUUAUCAACAACACCAACAACAAUUAAAUCAGCAACAAUUCAAUAAUAACAGUCAGUCGGAACAAGUGGUUCUUCCAUUCACUACUCCAUUACUCUAUUUUGAAAUGUCACUUUAUAUUUACAAACAAAUGUAUAAUAAUCAAAAAGACCAAAAGGAAGCAUUUUUAAAUAUGAUAUCAGGAUGUAUAACAAUGGGAGAGUAUUAUAGAGUUUCCCAAAAACGUAGUUAUCCAUUAGCAUUGGAUUUACACAUCAAAACAAAAAUAAUGUUGGAAGAUCAAUUACAAUUAAUCAAACCGAAAAAGAAAAAGAAAUCCAACAACCAGACUCACCUUACGCUACACCAACAACAACAACAGAAUCAAUACAUUAUACAACUAACAUUAAAUAUAUCAGAACAAUACAAUAGAGUUGGAUUAUGUUAUUUUGGAAUGGCAAGUCAUUUAUUGGCUCAACAAUCAUUUGCAACAAGUCCAACCACCCAAACCAACCGAAUCACCUACUUACAUCAAUCCAUUGAAUAUUAUCAAGAAUCUUUACAUAUUUUAAAAAAUAUGUCCAAAAAUAAUAAUAACACUCAUUCACCAGAAAUACAAAAAGAGAUUUUAAAUGGUGUAUCUUUGACAUUGAAAAAUAUUGGAUUGUCUUAUUUGGAUUUAAUGGAUUAUGGUAAUGGAUUGGAAUACCUUGAACAAGUAUUAAAUAUUUAUAAUACGCGAUCAACACCACCUCUAGAGAUGGCAGAAUUGGUUAGUAUUAUAGCAAGUUGUUUCAAUGACUUGAGAAAUUAUACCAAAGCAUUAGAGUAUUUACAAAUAGCUCAUGACUAUUACACACAAGCAUUCAACCAUAACAAUUUCCAUGACGAGAUUGCAUAUACCUAUAAUAACAUGGCUCUAUGUUAUUUAGAGUUGAAAAAUACUGAUGAAUGUAUCAAAUCAUUCCGACAAGCUCGUAGAAUUCUUCGUCAACUCUAUGGCAAGAAUGAUCGUCGAGUUGCCAACUUGAACCAAAACAUGGGAGAAUAUUAUCAAGAGUUAAAAGAAUACAAAAUAGCAUUAUGUUACCUUUACAAAGCAAGAAAUGUAUAUAUUCGUCUAUACCAUCCAUUUCUACUUCAUCCUGAUAUAGAAUCUGUAAAUAUUAAAAUUAAUUCAUGUAUUUUAAAUUUUGUAAAUAAUCAUUAUAACAAAUAA
This is a messenger RNA of Cavenderia fasciculata, 4092 nucleotides long. RefSeq lists its product as uncharacterized. Gene Ontology annotation, molecular function: protein binding; ATP binding; protein kinase activity. Gene Ontology annotation, cellular component: cytoplasm. Gene Ontology annotation, biological process: signal transduction; protein phosphorylation. NCBI's taxonomy places the organism in Eukaryota, Evosea, Eumycetozoa, Acytosteliales, Cavenderiaceae. The record is from RefSeq and is a predicted model, not a curated record. The transcript has 3 exons. The coding region runs from base 1 to 4092 and encodes 1363 amino acids.